Molecule: messenger RNA, 6285 nt
Organism: Plasmodium malariae
Lineage: Eukaryota; Apicomplexa; Aconoidasida; Haemosporida; Plasmodiidae
Product: conserved Plasmodium protein, unknown function
Exons: 1
Coding region: 1-6285 (2094 amino acids)
Molecular function (GO): zinc ion binding
Source: RefSeq, a predicted model, not a curated record
AUGAAUGAUAAGAUAGUUAUCCGUGAACCUUUGUUCAUUGCACCCAGUGAACAUAAAAGUAAUGUACUGAAAUAUGAAAAUUACAAUUUUAAUAAUGGAAGAAAUGAUACUACGAACUUGAUGAAUCAUAUAAGUAUAAGUCUGCCUUACCAAAAAAAUGAUAUCACAAAGAAUGACGAGAAUAGGGAUGAAAAAAGACCACUUGAUAUUAAUGAAAAAGAAAAUAUGAACUGCUUUGUUAAUAAAAAAAAUGGAAAUUUUGAUUUAAAAAAUAAUGAAAAAAAUAUGAUCAAGUCCUACAUAAAAGGAGAAAUAAAUACAAAUUAUAAUAUAAUAGAUAAUAUGUAUGAUGUUUAUUACACUAAUAAAAGUAAUAAAAAUUUAAAUGAGUUUCUUAAACAUAUAAAUAUAAAUCAUACAGCUCCAUGUAUAGGUGAAUUUAGGACUUGUAUGAAUUGCUUCUUAAACAUUUCUACAUUGUUUUGUAAAACUUGUAAUUUAUUUUUGUGCGCAAUUUGUAAUAUCCAGUUACACAAAAAUAGCCCUGAUCAUGUUAUUAAUGUAGCUAGCAGUGGAUUAUAUGAAAAUAAUUAUAAAUUUAAUGAUAUCAUAUUAAAAGAAAAAAACAAAUGGCUUGUUGAGCUUGGUAAUGGUGUGCCAAUCAAAAUUAGAGAAAAAUGUCCAAUACAUGUAAAUGAGUAUGUAAAAUAUGCUUGCAAAACUUGCAGUUACACUCUUUUGUGUUCAGAUUGUUUGCUGAACGAUCCUGUACACGUUCAGAACAAAAGUAAAGGUGGUGAAAGUUAUUACUGUGAAGGGGAGAAUAAAAAAAAAAAAAAAAAAACCGAGAAUGGAAGCACCACUAACGUGGAUGAUCUUAACCAGACAGAGCAUAACAAUGUCAACAAUGUCAACAAUGUCAACAAUGUCAACAAUAUCAACAAUGUCAACAAUAUCAACAAUGUCAACAAUAUCAAUAAUAAUUGCGGUAAUUCAAAAAACCUGAACACCUGCACAAAUUUAGCUCAGAAAAAAAAAAAUUCAUGUCAUGGUCAUAAAAAAGAGAAAACGCAAAAUAUAGUCAGCUUAAGCGAAUUUGAAGACAAGAAAAAGAAAAGCAACAGUGAAAGUUAUAGUGACGGUAAAAGUAAUAGCAGUGAUGAUGAUAACAGUAAUGGUAACCCCAAAUGCGACCCUAAUUGUAACCGCGAUAACAAUCGUGCCUCUAACCAACACAGUAGUGGAAGUAGUAACGACAUAGAGGGGUUGAAACCCGGGUUUAAGCUAAUGAGAGGAAACCACGAAAUUUUAACUCUGGUGGAUGCAAAAAAUGAAAUAAAAGAAGAGCUCAAGAGUAAAUUGGACUUAUUAAACAAAAAAUCGUUAGUUUUAAAAAAUACCAUACCUGCACUGAGAAAUAUUUAUAAAUAUGGUAAAAUUAUAUGUAAAAAUAAUAAGAGAUCAAUAAGGGCAUGUUUCAUAGCUACAAAUAGUUAUCUUGAAAAAAAAAAAAUGGACAUGCAAGAAAAUUUAAAAAUUUUGCAAGAUAAAAGUACUAAUUUUUUAAAUAAGUUAGAUAAAGAAAGAACAAAUUACAGAAGUUAUUUAGAGAAAAAAAGAAAUGAAAUACAACACAUGGUUAAACUAAGUAAUCGAAAUGCUGGUUUAUCAUUGGAUUAUUAUGUACAAAAGUUAGAAUCUUUUAAAUGUUUAUUUUUUACAAAAGACAAUUUAAUAGAUAUUGAAAAGAAACUAGAAAUUCCUCAUUCUCAAAUAAAAUCUGAACACUUAUGUUCUCUAAUUUAUGAUAUGAAAAAUGAUAUUCUAAAUUCAAAAAAAAAUAUAAAUAAUAUAUCACAAAAAAUUAAAAAUGAAUUUCAGUAUCUGUUUAAUUCGAAUACUGAAAUUCCUAUUUAUCCUGCACACUUUAGAGAUUUUUUACAAAAAAGAAUAUUUAAUAAAGAAAGAAUACAACCAAUUAGCAAUGACACAAAAAAAAGACAACAAUAUUUUCAUGUAAUUCCCUUUACUGACUUUUAUAUGAACAUUGAAAUUACAUAUCAACAACAAUUUUUGAGAAAGGAUUCCUUGCACCAAAAAUGGGAAAUGAGAACUGUGUCCAUUCGUUCGGUUUACUUGUGUAUACACACGCAUGCGGAUCCUAUACGCAGUGAUAAAAGAGGACAUGACGAAGGAAAAUAUGAGCGUAGCGAUGAAGUAGAAGUGGAAGAAGGGUUAGAAACGGGGGUAGUAGCUCUAGAGUCUGUACCUGCUGUAACAUCUGUCGAAGGGAGAAGAAAAGAAACUGCUUUGAUGAGGAUGAAAAAUCCAGGAAACACUUACUCAGAGAAAGGUAAAGGCACCAAUACUGCAAAUUGGAGUGAGAAGAAUGAUAAUGAAGACUACUGUACAAAUUAUGAUCCAAAGAGUAGGUCGUGUGGUAGUCAUCUCGAACCGAAAAAUGCAGUGAAUAACCUAAACAAUGAUAUCGAAUCCAUUGUAAGUCUUAGUAAUGUAAAUAUUAAACCAUUCAGUGAUCCUAAUAUUUCUAAUAUAACUAUUUUAGAAAAAAGAAUUUACCCAUAUGGAAUAGAGCUAACUGAAUAUAAUGAUAAAAACGAUUUAGUCGGUUACUGGUUGUUAACAAAAAAAAAUGAAACAGAGGUUAAUGCUCUUUUGCAUGUACUAAUUAAUAUUAAAAAGAAUAAUAAAUCUUCUGCUCUUAUUCCUUCUUUUCAUCCAAAAAUUAAUAUGAAUAAUCCUUUCUUUAAGUAUCAUGAAAAUAAUAUAAGUACUGUAUAUAAACAUUUUGCUUCAAAUAUUAUUGAACAGUCGUACAUUCACCAGCUGUGUAAUAAUUCCGAAACACAUCAGAGGAACAGGUAUUCAGGCGAAAGGCGCGAAAGACAAGGGAGCAUAGAAACUUUAGAUGGUAGUAAUGGAACUAAUGCAUGUAGUGCAAGUAACGAACAUAAUGGACGCAAUUAUGAACAGGAGCUCCCUGUAAAGCAUUCAUCCUUGCUACAGUAUUACAACGAUUUGGAAGACUUAGGGUCUUCAAAAAAAAUGCAACAUUUGAAAAUUGACAGUUUUAUCACCAACUCGUUCAGUGUAUCGGGGGAUUCUGAAAGUCAUGCUUUGGAUAAGCUACCACAAGAGCAGGAGGAGGAGACUGAAACUGAGAAUGUCAUAAACUUAUUGAACAAAUUCACGUUACCAAAAAGCGAUCAACCAAAUAAUAUACUAUCACAAGUAUUAAGAAAAAGCGAUUUCAUAUCAGAAUGUAGUAACUCUAGUACGCAUGAACAGGUCAGGAGAAGUAAUCCCAUACGAUUCAGAAAUACUGAUUACAAUUCAUCUAACAAAUUUGAAGACACAUAUCAAAACAUCUUGGCAAGUAAAAAAACAAAUAGAUAUUGUACUCUUCAAAAAUUAUUGAAAAAGGAUCAAGAAUGGAAUGACCAUAAUACCCCUGAUGUAAAUAUAAAAUAUGUAAAGCAAAAUUUAGUUCAUGAAGGAAAACAUUCUCUUCCAUUAAACCUCGAAUCGAACUUUUCGAACGACAACUGGGUAGAUUGUGUUAACAGUGGGGCGAAUAUAGUGAAAAUGAAUGGAAGUGAAGAAGAGGCGAUAAAAAUAGGCGGAAGUGAAGAAGAGGCGAUAAAAAAAGGCGAAAAUGAAGAAGAGGCGAUAAAAAAAGGCGAACGUGAAGAAGGGGUGAUAAAAAAAGGCGAAAGUGAAGAAGGGGUGAUAAUAAAGAAUACUCGGGAGUACUUCAGUACAGACAAUUAUCCUCAAAUGGGAGACUCUGUAAUAAGUGAGCAGAAGAAAACUGUCUUUCGUAACCUCUCAACUGUUCAAGAUAGUAAGAAUGCAGUCACAAGCAGUGGAUGCUCUGUGUACCAUGAUGUAAUGGACAACAUCACAGUCAACAGUACAUUAAGCAGUACAUGCAUAAGAACGUGCACCAGCACCUCUAGUAGUAGUGAAAAGAACAAAACGAACAAUAGUCAACUGUAUAAUAGCAAUAGUUAUGCCCUCCAUCAUACUGCAGAAGAAGGACAUUGGUUGCAGAAUGAUUUGCUGCAGAAUGACCUGGAGGGGGGAGGUGCUUAUAAAAUUAGCACCACUAUAAGCAGAAAGAGUGAUAUCAUCAAUGGAAGCAUCAAUGUUGGCAUCAGUGGCGGAAUCAACAGAGGUACCAUUGACAGAGUAACUACCAUGGGUGCUUCUGCCCGAAUUGGUAGCGACUCUACAUCAAACAGUAACCUAAACAGUACUGUAGAUAAAAAUGAUAGUGAGAGAAAUAAGAAUUACGAUGGGAUCCCCUGUGAGAUGUUGUCAGAUGGGUAUAAGAAUAAUGGUAAUAAUGAUUCUGCAAAAAUGGACGAACAUGAUGAACAUUGGUUAGGCAACCUGGACAUAAAAGGAGAUACACAUGUAGAUCCAAUGACUAGCCAAAAUUGUAAUUCGGGUGAUAAUAGUAAAAGAUUUUUAAGCAGCAUACCCAGACAGUGUAAUGACUCAAACGUGGUGUGUGAUAAUGGAUCAAUUUUAAAUAAGGAUAUUGUUGGACAUAAAAAAAAAGGUAAAACUGUAUACAAUGAUGAAGAAAAGAAAAGUAUGCUGGAAGUAGAAUUAUUUAAAUUAAAUGACCAUAUUCAUAAAUUUUUGCAAAAUUUAAGCUAUUCACAUAGUAAUAAUUGUAUUAACGCUAAUUUAGAAUGUGAUAAAUGGCAAGGACAAAAUAUAAGUAAGAGUAAAAACUAUCCAAGUAUUAAACAGUCCAGAUGUACAGGCAAAAACAAUUUUGAAAAAAUGAAAAAAUAUGGUUCUAAAGAAAAUAUGAUUAAUGGUUAUACUAUUUCUGAGGAUAGUGCAAAUCGGUCAAACAUGAUCGUGAAAUGUGGAGAUAUUGCAAAUGCAAAUCGUGUAAACGGUACGUGGGGUACUAAUAUCGGGAGUAAUACUGCUUAUGCUGAUAAAGGCACUUCCCGCGAUUCGAAUCUUGACAACGUUCAUUCGAUAAACUGUGAACUGGAGGACCAGGGACUACUUUUCGGUCGCGCAAGUGGCAGUGCUAACGAGAAAUAUUUCAAUGAAAGGAGCACAUCAUUACCAUUAACACCAUCUUCUUCUAGUGCUGCUGAACGUGAGGAAGACAUAUCUUUCGUACAUAUACGGCAAGGUGAGAGUACAUGCUGCACACGCUUGGGCACAAAAGAGUGCAUGCUUGUAGGUACACAUCGGGGGAGCAGUACACAGGAAGGGAAAAAUAGCACUUGUGAGUGCCUAACCUAUAAUAGAUACGAAAUGGAAAAUAUUUCAAAUAACUUCAUGUAUGAAGAAGCCGCUGAUGAGGGGAACAUACAUCAUACAUGCUUCGAAAAAAUAAAAUAUGCAACAAGGAAUAUGAAUAGAGAAAAUGCUUCACAAGAUAAUAUGAUGUAUGCUAAGGGGUCAAAAGGUUUAUGCAGUUAUAAUUUUGGAAAUGAUGGAGAGAGAGAAAUCAAUUUCGAAGGAACAAACGGAUGGAAAAAAUGUAGUUACGUAUUAGAUGAAAAUAAAAAUGGUAAAAUAGCUAGCUGUAAUAACUGUAUCACUCAAAAUAAUAAAAAAAAUAAGGAAAAAUUAUAUUACGUAAAAAAUGAAGAGGGAAAAAGGAUGUCUGAUAAAUAUAAAACUAAUAGUCAUAAUAUCGCUCAUGUAGAAAUUAAACAAUAUUUAGCACCAUUGCAUAACUCAUAUCAUAAUGAUGAUGAAAUUGUAAAGCUGAGGACUAAACAACAGGAUGCAGAAGCGGAAGAACAAAAGGAGGUAGAGAAAUAUGGAGAAAAUUCAUUCAAUUCGAUAGAGAAUGGUAAUUAUAUUGAAAAAGAUGAAAAGUACUUGGAAAUUUCUGACUUUUUCAAAAAAGAGCAAAGUAGCAACUAUUAUCAUCGUAGUUAUAGUUUAGAUACAUCUACUAAAUGCUUAGGAGAUAGAUCUGUAUCUUUUCAUAUAGAUGGGAAAGCACAGAUGAUAAAGGAAUUAAGAAAAAUUCAAGGAAAAGUUGAAAAGAAAAUAAAAAAGUACAAGCUCAAAAUUGAUGAAGAGCGGAAAGUUGCUCCCCCCAAAAAAAACUACAAAAAUGGAGCUACGAAUGGGCUUAGCAGUAGUGAUAGCAGUGACCGUAGAAGAAAUAUGCGGAGUACUUAUGCAGACGAAAAUUGGCGGAAUCCUGUUCCUGCCAACCUUAUAGACCACGUGCUCAGUCAGAUAGGCAGUAAAAAGAUAGGACUGUAA